This is a messenger RNA of Caretta caretta (loggerhead turtle), 2760 nucleotides long. RefSeq lists its product as uncharacterized. Lineage: Eukaryota; Metazoa; Chordata; Testudines; Cheloniidae. The record is from RefSeq and is a predicted model, not a curated record.
GCAAGUAAUGUAACCUGGGAGAAGACUGACAGAAAUUGGACACCAGCAAGAAGAGCUGCUAAAGAAGAAUCAGAAACUGUGGCGAGAGAGAGAAGAAGAAGACCAGAACAAAUGGAGCUGACUGACCAGAUAUGAGCAGCAACCGCGAUUAAAGAAGAAUACCAAAGAAUUUAUAAAGCAGCAACAGAGAUUAAAAGAACAGGAUGUAGAAACCUGCAGGAAUGCAGAAUACAACUCUGAGUUCUCAAGAAACCUUGAGAAGUAACAACUGGCAGAAACAGGCCUCUUAUUUUUAACAGCAGUACAAAAAGGGAGCACAAAUGGAGUUAGGUGACAUCAAAAGAGAGACCUGGUUACGUGUGAGCAUGAGCAAGACAGUGGUGAUGCAAAUGAACAAGAGGAAGGCCUUCAGCGAUGACAGAAUCCAAGGCAGAAAAAAGCAAAGAGGCUGCCCACAGGAGAGCUAUGGAGGUAAAGGAAACAGAAUGGAAGCAUGCUGAGGAGCAAAGGGAGGCUGCGCACAGAAGAAAACUGGAGGCAGUGAAAGAGGCAGAAAAAAAACAAGAGGCUGCCCACAGGAGAGCAUUGGAGGCCAGGGAAAAAGCAAUGGAGGCAAGAGGAAAAGAACUGGAGGAAAAGGAAAAAGAGAAGAAGCAUGCACUGGAGAUGGAGAAGGCAAAGGCUCAGCAGAAUGUACCAACAAUAUACCCUAGCAAUCCUUCUUCAGGUACUGCUUCACAUCCCAGGAAGUUCCCCACCUACAAGGCAGGCGAUGAUACUGAGGCCUUCUUAGAAAACUUCGAAAGAGCCUGCCUUGGGUACAGCAUCUCUACAGAACAAUACAUGGUAGAGCUGAGGCCACAGCUCAGUGGACCCUUAGCUGAGAUGGCGGCUGAAAUCCCUAAGGACCACAUGAACAAGUAUGAACUGUUUAAAACCAAGGCGAGAGUCAGAAUGGGGCUAACAACCGAGCAUUCCCGUCAACAAUUCAGAGUCCUAAGGUGGAAACCAGACGUGUCAUUUACCCAACAUGCCUACCACAUUGUGAAACAUUGGGAUGCCUGGAUAUCAGGGGCAAGUGUUAAAUCUCCAGAAGAUUUGCCCUUCCUAAUGCAAAUGGAGCAGUUCUUAGAGGGUGUUCCUGAGGAAAUAGAAAGAGACAUCCUAGAUGGGAAGCCCAAAACGGUAAUCGAGGCAAGGGAGAUUGGAGCCAAAUGAGUGGAGGUGGCAGAAAAGAAGAAAACUGGUCGCAGUUGGAGCAGAUACCAGAAGGGACAACCUCAGACCACACCCUACUACCAGGGGCAACCCAAGGCCCCAACUGCACCCCAAGGAACACUCCAGACACCUUAUCGUCCCGCCACACUGUUCUCCAGCAACCCACCUCGCCCCAGUGACCCGUCAGCUGGACGAUGUUUUAAAUGUAACAAGCCGGGGCCCAAGACCAGGUCAAAGCCCCUCUCAAGCCACUCCCCAUCAUUGAGGUUCCAUUUCAGCCAGUAGCUGUGUAUAUUCUGGGUUCUCUUCUGAAAAAGACACACAGACGAAAGCAGUACAUACUGAUUUUCAUGGAGUUUGCCACCCGAUGGCCCGAAGCAGUAGCUCUAAGCAACACUAGGGCUAAAAGUGUGUGCCAGGCACUAGCAGACAUUUUUGCCAGGGUAGGUUGGCCCUCCGACAUCCUCACAGAUGCAGGAACUAAUUUCCCGGCAGGAACUAUGGAAAGCCUUUGGGAAGCUCAAGGGGUAAAUCACAUGGUUACCACUCCUUACCACCAUCAAACAAAUGGCAUGGUGGAGAAGUUUAAUGGAACUUUGGGGGCCAUGAUACGUAAAUUCGUAAAUGAGCACUCCAGUGACUGGGACCUAGUGUUGCAGCAGUUGCUCUAUGCCUACAGAGCUGUACACAUCUCAGUUUAGGGUUUUCACCAUUUUAACUUGUAUAUGGCCGCUAAGUUAAGGAGCCAUUACAGUUAGUGAAGCAGCAAUGGAUUUACACCUUCUCCAGGAACUAACAUUCUGGACUUUGUAACCAACCUACAAAACACCCUCCGAAACUCUUUAGCCCUUGCUAAAGAAAACUUACAGGAUGCUCAAAAAGAGCAAAAAACCUGGUAUGAUAAACAUGCCAGAAAGCGUUCCUUCAAAGUAGGGGACCAGAUCAUGGUCUUAAAGGCGCUCCAGGCCCAUAAAAUGGAAGCAUCGUGGGAAGGGCCAUUCACAGUCCAGGAGUGCCUGGGAGCUGUUAAUUGUCUUAUAGCAUUCCCCACCUCCAACUGAAAGCCUAAGGUGUACCAUAUUAAUUCUCUAAAGCCCUUUUAUUCCAGAGAGUUAAAGGUUUGUCAUUUUAUAGCCCAGGGAGGAGACGACGCUGAGUGGCCUGAAGGUGUCUACUACGAAGGGAAAAGUGAAGGUGGCGUGGAAGAGGUGAACCUCUCCAUGACCCUUGGGCGUAUGCAGCGACAGCGAUCCAGGAGCUGGGCACUAGCUACGCGCCAACGUUCUCAGCCACCCCAGGACUGACUGAAUGGGCAUUCCACUCCAUUGACACAUGUAAUGCUCACCUAAUUAAAGUCCAACCUUACCCGGUGUCUCCUCAAGCUAAAACUGCUAUAGAACGGGAGACCCAGGAUAUGCUACAGAUGGGUGUAAUCCGCCCCUCUGGCAGUGCAUGGGCAUCUCCAGUGGUUCUGGUUCCCAAACCAGAUAGGGAGAUACGUUUUUGUGUGGACUACCAUAAGCUAAAUGCUGUAACUCGGCC